AUGGCCGAGCGUCAGAAACUGUUUGACGAACGUCGCGAACAGGAGAAAGAAUUGCGAGCGCUGCAGAGGAAGAAGGCGCUAAUGCAAUAUGCAGAGGCAAAGAAAGCGCACUAUAAACUGCUGCGCAACUUCAUCCAGACACAAACAAAGCCAACACUGUUUUUCGUGCCAUCAAAGCAUUCACUCCGCUCCCUCGAGCUGCUCAAGGCAUCUGAAAAGGCCAUUGAUGGCCUCAUGGAGCUUCGUCAGAAAGAGCUGGAGCGUGAGUUGGAAUUUGGUGCAGACGAAGAGCGUGACCAUGAACACACUACAACAUCCAGUACAAAUGUCGCUGAAACUAGUAACUCUAAGCAGACCACUUCAAGCAAACGAAGACGUGAUCGCAGUUAUUCGCGUAGUUGUGAUGAGGAUGACAACGAAAAGAGUCCUGAUGCAAGUGCCGAUCCAAAUGAGAAGAGCGCUGACCCUGAGGGGGUUCCCGAGAACAACGACGAUGACGAUGCGAUGGUUGAAGAAGAAAGAAUUCAGCCUGAUGAAGAGCCAAUGGAUAAGGAAGAGGAGUGA
Cooperia oncophora is the source of this 564-nucleotide messenger RNA. Lineage: Eukaryota; Metazoa; Nematoda; Chromadorea; Rhabditida; Trichostrongylidae. The record is from the annotation of a GenBank genome assembly.